AUGGACCACGCGGUGUCGCAGCCCAUCACGAUGGUGCCGCGCCGCUCCGGCUCGUUCCCGGGCUCCGAGCCGGGCUCCAUCCUGUCUCCGCGCUCCUCCGAGACCGGCGGCCUGGGUGUGAAGAUGGUGGAGUACGUCUUGGCGACGUCGCCCACGUCCAAGGAGUUGGAACCGCGCCUGCGCGGGCUCGUGCUGCAGUAG
Gryllus bimaculatus (two-spotted cricket) is the source of this 201-nucleotide messenger RNA. NCBI's taxonomy places the organism in Eukaryota, Metazoa, Arthropoda, Insecta, Orthoptera, Gryllidae. The record is from the annotation of a GenBank genome assembly.